Messenger RNA from Aplosporella prunicola CBS 121167, 567 nucleotides. RefSeq lists its product as uncharacterized. Bases 1 to 567 code for a protein of 188 amino acids. The transcript has 2 exons. The record is from RefSeq and is a predicted model, not a curated record. Lineage: Eukaryota; Fungi; Ascomycota; Dothideomycetes; Botryosphaeriales; Aplosporellaceae.
AUGUCGACAAAGAAAAGACAAUGCGAAACCCCUCAAGGCGACACACCGUCUCCGAAGCGCCACCUCCCUGACCAGAAUGACGAGGAAAUCAAGAUGCGGUAUUCUUCUCUCGUCAAGCAGACAUCAAGCACUUCAGCGUUGCCUACCGCCCAGCCCUCUGGGCCAGGCAACAGUGAUGCCUCUACCGCCGUUGCUGGUACUCCCACCAGAGACGCCACGACCACCGUUUCACUGCCAUUGACGCGCAACAACGUGAGCGGCACUGUCUUCUCCCCCUUCAUCUCUGCUAGUACUUUCUACAACGCCAAGAUGCCCAGCCUCCCGUCGUCACCGGCGCACAACGGUGCUGUCAAGAUCGACGUCUAUGUCAACAUUGUCAUCAGUGGCAGCAACACAACCAGCCCCACCACCCCCACCACCACGGCUGCCACAACCGCCGUCGCGUCGGACAAACUCCUCUUGGGAUGUCUACACCAUGCUCCCUUCCGCAAGCGCCAACCUCGCCACUACCAUUGGCAUCAACAGCAUCAGCUUUCUUGCCAGCAGCAGCACCAAUUCAGGUUUUGA